This is a messenger RNA of Solenopsis invicta (red fire ant), 10049 nucleotides long. RefSeq names its product probable beta-hexosaminidase fdl (gene fdl). The record is from RefSeq and is a predicted model, not a curated record. Gene Ontology annotation, molecular function: beta-N-acetylhexosaminidase activity. Gene Ontology annotation, biological process: carbohydrate metabolic process; ganglioside catabolic process; glycosaminoglycan metabolic process. NCBI's taxonomy places the organism in Eukaryota, Metazoa, Arthropoda, Insecta, Hymenoptera, Formicidae. Bases 2207 to 4195 code for a protein of 662 amino acids. The transcript is spliced from 7 exons. Gene Ontology annotation, cellular component: membrane.
UUGAAAAAUCAUUAGUUACGAGAUAUUUUAUAUUUUAUUGUAUUACGUAGCAUAUUUUGACAUAAAGUAUAAAAUAUCUUACAAACUAUUUAUUAUUUAGCAACUGUAUCUUAAUAUCUUUAUUUACAAGAGGAAUCAAUUAAUGUAAAGUAGUUUUUCAAAAAGAUUAUGCAACUUGCAAUAUGUAAUAAUAUAUAAUAGUGAAGAGUUGCUGAAUGUGUGUAUUGGACUUCUACAGAGUAACUCUUCAAUUUUACAUUUUUACUUAAUAUGCAACAUUUACAUUUUUACUUAACAGACAACAUUUCUUGAGAAAAAUAAAAAGUAAAUAAAAAAUGAGUAAUAUUUAACAAGUUUUAUCUCUUUUUUGUGCGUGUUAUCAGUAUUUUAGAAGAUCAGAUACAUCUGAUGUAAAUUUUUCAGUAAUUCAAACAAUAGUUGAUAAUAAUGCAAUUAUACAAUUUUAUUUUGAUUUGUUAUAUUUUUAUUUCAAGAGAAGAUUUGGUGUAGAAUAUUUUUUAUUGUAAAUAUUUAAGCAUAUUUACGGUAUUGUAAAAAUUAUUGUAAAUUAAAUUGAUAUUCUUAUAAACUCUGUCAAGUUUCCUAAUUCGUACCACCACUAAUUUUACUAUAAUAAAUGACACUAGUGAAUUUAAGAUUGUUAAUAAUAAAACUAAUAAUUAAUAUAAAUAAAAAUAUAUCAAUUACAAAAAUUAAUUUAAGUUAAUUUUGUUUCGGUUACCUUACUUUUUUGCUAUUGUUAUUUAUUUAUUGAAUAUUUGAUACAUGUACAUCAUAUGUACAUCAAAUGUGUAUGAAGCAGCGUAAAUGUACAUAUAUCAUAUUUAAAUAAUUAAUUAUUGAAUAUUUGGCUGUUUUUUCGAUAAAUUAUUAAUAAAAUAUUAAGUUAACGUGUGAUUCCUGAUUUUUAAUUACUUUAAUUCAUAAAUUCGAUUUUUUUGAGUAUACGAUUUAAGAGAUUAUAGGUACGUUUUAGGCGACCGAUUUUCUAAAUAACAUCUUUCGCAUGUUACAGAAAAUCUUACAACAAAUUAAUUUAUUAUUACUGAAAGAUUUACAUGUAUUAUAAUAAUAGAUAUCUAAAACGUUAAGCUACAAUUUUAACUUUAAAUUAAAUUAAAUGCAAAAUGUUAAACAUUAAAUGCAAAAUGUUAAUUCAGCUCAUUAUUUUGUGCAUAAAAGUAUUAAGGUACUGUGAAAAAAAAGAUAAAUAGUUAACGAGAUAUUUUAUAUUUAAAUAUACCAGAAUAAAAUAUAAAAUAUUUUAUAAACUAUUAAUUUUUUUUGUAUUUUAAUAAUUUCAUAUACAAAGUAAUUAGAGGAAUCAUAUUACGUAAAAAAAGAAAUUAUAUACUUACAUUUAGAAAAAAAAGGUUACCUUAAAAUCUCAAACACCUCUAGAAAAAAUAUAUAUCCAUCAUAAAAUAUCUCCUUCACAACAAUCAGUUUUUUGUAACAUUUUUUCGUAUCCCUUGUGAUUUAACAAUUUUUUUAAACCGCACUUUUGAAGACACCCUAUAUUAGAUGAUUAAUAUUGAAUGAAAAUAAUAUAUUUCGAAUUUGAAUGUAUUGAAAAACAAAUUUAAAAUAUUAAAAUUUAAAGAUUUAAUUGUAUAUGAAUAAUAUCAACUUUUAUUGAAAAAAUAUUGAAACUUUAUCAUUUUUGUAUGUAAUAUUAAGUAUUUUUAAUUUGUUAUAUAUAAUAAUUAGGUUAAUAGCAAGUUAUUAAUUGCGUAAUAAAAAUCAGUUUAUAUCAGAGUGAAAAGACAUAAAGCCGAAUUUGCUUCGACGUAGUUUAUUUUAGUUGAUAAUGAAUACAGUCCAUACAGUGUUAAACGACAUAGUACAAAACGCAUGCCUUUGUGCGUUUUAUACUAUGGACUAAUCAAUAACUUUAUUUAAAUUAUUAAACUUAUGGCAGUGCAGGGCAUGGGUAGAAAACGAUGUAACUCGCAGAAUCGUUAACAGCUUGUAUCGAAUUUUUGACUGUGUCUAAAUUGACACUGAAAAUGUGUAUGAAGCAGCACAAAUGUACAUAUAUCAUAUAUUUAAAUGAGAUUGCUGUUCGGUAACUUUGUCUUUCGAAACUAUAAUGGGAAUAUAUGUCGCCUGUUGCAGAUUCGCGCAAAUGAAGGACGUUAGAUGAGGAAGUUUGCGAGACUGUCUGAAUUGCAGACUCGUCAGAAUGGUGGGUAACAUGCCCAGCGGAUGGAUGAGGAGGAUCCUCCUCUUCCUCGUCCUAAUGACUAGUGUCCUGCUGAUCGCCAUGUAUGCCCACGCUCCGCCACUUGCAUCGCUUCAGCCCUUCGCGACGCGACGAAGACUAGAGGACUUGCAGCGCGGCUUGGUUAAUUACCUGGUGGGUAAUGAAACCACAAUCGGACCCGGGGAACGGCUCUACGAGUAUCUGGAAGGGCCUAGGACAUUUCAAAGUCCGUGGUCCUGGGCGUGUGUGGCGAAUCGAUGCGAGAGGCGAGCGGUAAGGUCCUCGAGGACUUCCUUGGCGACCUGCACCGCGCAUUGCGGAGGGAACACUCGACUGCUGUGGCCCAGACCGACCGAGAACGUCAUCCUCGGCGAUGACAAUGUCAUCCUGCAUCUUCAGCAGAUCGAGUUUGUUACCGUAAAUACGAGCGAUCAAGAGACGAAAGAUCUGCUGGAGCAUGCGAAGGAUGUCUUUAUCGGGAACAUCAGGAGUCUGGUCAAGGUGCUGAACGCCAAGAGUCGAUCCGGUAUCGAUUCGUUCAUCGUGUACCUGAGCGCUGGCAACGCGCGGGGCAUCAUCUUGACUCUGGACACCGACGAGUCGUAUAAGUUGGAGCUCGCACAGAGGGGGAAAAUUUUAGAAGCCAGAAUCACGGCGAGAAGCUACUUUGGGGUGCGGCAUGGUCUCGAAACUCUCAGCCAGCUGAUCUGGUGGGACGAGGCUGCCGGCAAGCAGGGUGCUCUUCGCGUCCUCACACAAGCCUCUAUCGAGGACAAACCCGUGUUCUCUUAUCGCGGCCUUCUCGUUGACACCGGCAGACAGUUCUUCUCGGUCGAGGAACUGAAGAGAGUUAUCGACGGCAUGGCAGCCACGAAGCUCAACACGUUGCACUGGCACCUUACUGACUCUCAGAGUUUUCCGUUCGACUCGGCGCAGUUUCCGGAGAUGGCGAGAUGGGGCGCUUACAGUGGCGAUCACAUUUACACACCUGAUGAUGUGAAGGAUCUGGCUGAUUACGCUAGGAUACGCGGCGUCAGGAUCGUUGUCGAGAUCGAUUCUCCAGCCCAUGCCGGCGCUGGAUGGCAAUGGGGUGCGGAACAUGGUUUCGGUGAGCUGGCUUUGUGUGUGGAUCAGCAGCCGUGGUCUUCGUACUGUGGCGAGCCAAACUGUGGCCAGCUAAACCCUAUAAAUGAACACUCGUAUCGGAUACUCGAAGGCUUAUAUCGGGAACUGUUGGAUCUCACUGAAGUGCGCGAUUUGGUGCAUCUAGGCGGCGAUGAAGUUAAUCUCGAAUGUUGGGCGCAAUACAGCAAUAUCACCUUGGCCAUGCAGGCGCAGAACAUGACGGAUCAUCAUGCGCUUUGGGCGGAAUUCGAGACAAAGAUGUUGCAGCGACUGAUUCGGGCGAAUCACGACAAGGUGCCGAAAGCGGUUAUCUUAUGGAGCUCGCCAUUAACCAAGAGGCCUUACAUCAUGAUGCACUUCGAUCCGAAAAUCCAUGUGAUUCAAUCUUGGGGCGGUAGCAACUGGCCGGAAACGCCGGAUCUAUUGGAGGACGGCUUCCGGGUGAUCCUGUCGCAUGUGGAUGCUUGGUACCUAGACUGCGGCUUUGGCAGAUGGCGAGAGAGCGGUGAGGCCGCAUGCGGCGAAUACCGCACCUGGCAGACUGUCUACAAUCACCGUCCAUGGAAAGACUAUCCGCCGCAACAGUUACCUUUAGUGCUUGGCGGUGAGGCGGCAAUCUGGAGCGAGCAGACCGGACAAUCGUCCCUGGGACCUCGACUAUGGCCCAGGGCGUCAGCACUCGCUGAACGAUUAUGGAGUGAUCUACCAACGAACAGUUAUUCUACGGACGAGAACGUUUACACCAGACUAGCCGCACACAUCGAAGUGCUGAACAGCAGAGGCAUCAAGACAGAGUCUAUGUGGCCGCACUGGUGUUCUCAGAAUCCCGGAAAAUGUCUCUGACCGAUCGUUAGAGAUUUGCUACUUAUUCACCAGUCGUUUCACGAGUACUGUACUUGCGGCAUUGAUAUACAUGCAAAAACGGGACUCCACACGAAGCGGCGACGUCAGCCGCAAGUCCUGUCGGUGAUCGAAAUCGAUCUCAUUCGCGCAACGGCAACACAUAUUCGUGAUCCAUGGGACCUUUCGAUGAUGCACAUCCUGCCGACAAAACUGACAAUCGUUCCUGCUCGAUAAAUCACUCGACAGCUCUCCCGCUCGCGAGAGACGAAAUUUUCAAAGCGUUCGGUGAACAACAUCGAUAUAGCGAAUAACCAUGAAGCUCUCUCUACGUAUGUAAUGUAUACGCAAACACACGAUAAAGCUGCGAAAUUCCGCAAACGACAGCGGAUAAGUCGUAACUUUAUAACCAACACGCGUUAACUUGACAUAGAUGAACGCGUGGUUAGAUAACGUAGGACGAAUAAAUCUCUUGUGAAGAGAUUUGAAAGAAAGCCUCAUACAAGCUUAGUUUUAUAAGCGUCUACUUAACGAAUCGAAUGAUUGUAAUCAGAUGGAACCGCGAAAAUUUUAUGUGAUGUUUAUGUGAUUAUUAUGCAUAGGAUCACUCAAAGUCUAAAUUGUAUGUCGAUCAUGAAUAUCGGAGAUCUUUUAAUUUUUUUUCGUUGUUUAGAAAAUAUCGCCGUUUCAAAAGUAAGUUCAAUGUUGGCGAAAAAAGAAUAUAUGGUGUUUGUGAAUUAUUGUAACAAAAUUAAUAUCUGUUUAUCACGUUAUCCGUUAAGCUGCUUUUCGAUCUCGAUCUUUUUAUCAAAGUACAAAAAAUUUGUAUUCGAGUUUUUCAGAGAUUCUUUUCAGCGCGAUACUUGCUUUUCAACAAAUGUCAUGUCUCUUUUUUUAUCGUUUCGACGACGCUAGAAUUGUGAACGGUACUCUGUUAUAUAUUAAUCGUUUAAUCACAUUAUAUUGCAUGAUGAUGCAUGAUUGAGACAAAUUGGGACAAUUGCGCUCUAAUAUUGAGAGAUGACGAGGCACUAUCUUGUUGAUCGAGGCUCAGUUAGAGUCCUAACGAGAAGGAGCAACCAACAAAUGAGAAAGAAGGUACGACGACACAUAUGCGGUAUCGCAAUACGCAGGAAACUUAUCGUGUUAUCUCUCGGAUUCAAGAUGAAUCCAGGAUACUAAGGCUGUCACGUAGACUAGCUUUAUCACUGGAACGCCUCAGCCAGAGGCAAUUUUGUAGCGCGUAAUUUAGCUUUUUAAUGAUUGAGAUUACAUUACUGAAAGUAUAAGUAACAUAACGAAAAAAGCAUGUAUGAAUGUGUAAUUUUUAUGUUACGACGUGAAUGUCGAUCGGUCGAGAAAAAAAGAAAAUAUGUUUGCGAUUGGUCUAUUAUCGCGUAUGAUGAAAAUGCUUGAUAUUGGAAAGCUUAAGAUUUCGCUGAUUCGUCAGCACGCUAAUAGAACUUUCUAUACUUAUCGUCAAUGUAAAGAUGCUCAGGGCAGAGUGACAUAAUUGACGGAUACUUCUUACACGCGCGUAAAAUGAAAAAUACGUCCGAGGCUUUUUUGGCUACUCAUCUAAUGCUUAAACAAUACUAAGAACUUUAUCGAGCAAAAAUUACAUUUAAUGCUAUUGCUUUAUCGAGCGGUUGUUAAUUUAUAAACAUAAUCAUAUUGAAAUAAAAAUAAUAUUGUACGCAGUGCCGCAUUAACUUGUUUGGGUUAAAAUAUUUUAAGCUUUUUGUAAGAUGUAAUCUGGGUAAGAUUUUUUUCAGAAAUUAUAUUAGAUUAGAAAUUCUUAUAUAUAAAAUUGUUAUUAUUUAUAUUUUACAACCCUAAUUUUUUAUCACAAUCAUCAAAAUUUUAUACAUUUCAUGAUUUUAAAAGUUGAUUUUCCAUGAGUUUGCUUAAAAAAAAUCAUUUAUAUCUAAUUUCUUAGGUAUACAAUUUUUGUUAAUGUUUUCUAAUUUCUUAAAAAUUUUUUUUAUUACUCAACUAAAAAAAUUUUAUUGUACAAUUUACUAUCUUGAAUUAUAAGCCCAUUCAAAUACUAUUUAUUAAUACGACACUGAUUGUACAAUACUUGUUUGUAUAAAUUGUAUAAAAUAAAUAAGAAAUAUUUUAAUUUUGUUUCGAAAAAUAAGAGAAAUACAUUGUAAAUUAUAUUAUUUUAUUUUUGGUCUGAUAAUGAAAUUACCGAUUUCAAUAUCGCGUUGUGAUUUCUAAUCAAGCCUCAUGCUUGAAAAAUGAUUGUAUGACAUUUGUAUCGACACGACGAAAAAUUUGACUGAUAGAACCUACACAAAGAAACUCGCCCAAUUAUAGUAAUUCCAAGAGGCACGCAAUUAUUUAAGCAACACGAUUAAACAUGAGUAAGAGGCGACCCGCACGUGAAAAUUCGCCCCUUUAAUCCCUGUAUAAUCCGUGGCCUAUGAAUAUUAAGAAAACAUGCGAGUAAUCCUUGAAAAAUUUGUACAUACUUUAUAAUGAUGUAGGGAGCAAUUUAUAAUAUAUAUAGAUAGGUAUGUAGAUAGAGGCAAAUAGCUAAGGUAAUUAUCUGAAUCGAUAGACAGUUAUAUUUAGGCGAAUAAGUAGACAAAGGAAAAUAAGCGAACCGCUCACAAGGAACGAUGAGGGGGGAGGGGGGGCGUCGGGCGAAGAAUAUAAUGUAAGAGAAUUUUAAAAGAAAAGAUGUUGGAAUAUCUGUACUUACCGAAACUUAUCGAUAUGGCUGUAAGAGGAGUUAAUUCUUUCAUGCGUUUCUAGAUCUUACAGAAAUAUAAUACUGGCAGGGAUGGGAAGUAACUCGUUACUUGUAAUGAAGUUACAGUUAGAACUACUUUUUUUGUAACUGUAACUUAACUUCGUUAUUUUUUUUCCAUCUGUAACUAUAACUUUACUUAUAUUAUUUGUGUAAAUAGUAACUAAAUUAAUAGUUAUUUUUAUAGUUAUUUUACAUAUUUCAAACUCAUUUGUCAAUUUAGAUUGCAUUUACAAACAUCACCAGAGUGGUGUCAUGUAUCAUUUUAUCAUUAUUUAACAAUUGGUAAACAACAAAAAUAAAAUGAUAUAUGUAUAUGAGGGUACUUAGCUGAUGUUUUUAAAUGCAGCUUUAACGUGAUUGGUUAGAUUUUAGAACAGAGUUCAUAUAGCUUUUAUGUGUACAUGCAUAUAAGUAAUUAAUAAGACAUGUCACAUGCAUCUCAUACAAUUAAAGAUACUUUACGUGAAUGCUCUUCAGCAAAUGACACAAAUAGACAUAGGAAUAAUUUUAUGUUUGUUUCUUACUAAAUUUCAAGCAAUAGCGUCCUUAAACUUGACACCACGUUGUAAUAUAAAUAAAAUAAUUGAGUGAUGUUAGAAAUGUAAAAGUCUAGUAUUUAAAUUAUUAAUGCUUUAAAAUAUUACAAGAAAAACAGAAAAGUAACUUCUUGUUAUUUUUUGAAUAACUAUAACUAUAACGAGUUAUUUUUUAAAUUCAGUAAUUUGUAACUGUAACUAGUUAUUUUUGUGAAGAAAAAAAUUGUAACUAGAUAUUUUUACAAAGUUACAACUUUCCCAACCCUGAAUACUGGCAGUAGUAUUUGCUAGUAAUCAUUACUUAUUUUUAAUGUUAAAUGUACUAACCAUUAUGUACUUUAAUACUCAAAAUAAGUAAUAAUUACUGACCAAUUUAAUAUUGCUAAUAUUACAUUUCUAUAAGAGGUUACGAGAUGUAAGAUCGUCACACAGAGUCGUGCAACACACACAUACUGCACUAGAAGGGCCUCAAAUGCUAAGUGGUCCUGAAAUUUCGAAUAAGAUAUAACUAUUUAUUUUUGUUUAUAUCCAAAUUAAUUUCUAUCUGAAUUAUAUUUAAAAUUGAUAAAAUAAUAUUUUAAAUUUAAUAAAAUCUUUAUUGUCAUACUUAACUUUUAUAAUAGAUAAUCUGAUAAUGAUUGCCUGAUAAUUUAACCCUAUAACAUUUUCUGCAAUUGUAUAUGUUAGCAAAAGAUUAUGUUAAUAGAAAAGCUAAAAUGGGAAACAUACUUUGUUAUUAUUAAUUCUAUUAGCACACUUCCAUCAAUAUGCAACAAUCUCUGUCGGCAAAAUAUACAGCAGAGUGGCAGCUAAUAGUAAUUAUGUAUCGAACAUAUUGAAAGCAAGUUGAUGACAAAUGCCAAGUAGUUAAGUUUAAUGAAAGGCGUAUGUUCUUAAAAAUUAACCAUUUAUUUACGAAGAAUCUUUCUAAAUUCAUGAACAUGUAAAGGAUUAUUUUUAUUUUUGCUGUUGCAAAUAGUAUUUGUAAACAUCUUAUAAAAAUGUAACCGCAUUUAAUGAUUAAAAUACAAGAGAGAUUGGCAACCAACAGUAAAUAAAUCUAUCGAACGUACGGAUGACAGGCAAAUCCGUGUUCAUUAAAGUCGCUCAUUCGCUAAUAGUACCGCUGAUAGCUUGAUGCGAUGCAGUUUACUUUUGCAGUUUACUAAGUAAAGAAUACAAUGAAAUAAAAGACGCGGUAAUAUGAAAUUUUUCAUUUAUAUAUUUCAAUGAAAUGACUUUGAAGGCGAGUAUUUAAAAUUGAGUUUGAAGACAAAAAUAAAUGAGAUGCAUUUUGAUAGUACAAUUUUUAAUUCUAUAAAAAUUAUUAUAUAAAGAGUUUGAUAUUGAUCUGUUUUCAGUUUUGGACACAGAUUUGGUUUAAACUUAACACUACUUUGUUAGCGUAUCUCUGUUAGCAUAUAGCCGUUAGAGUAAAUCUAAUCGAAAUCUGAUUUGCAUUUGUUAUGAAUUUGUAAAUGCUUUAUGAGAUAAACGAUCUGCUCCAAGUUUGUUGCCAAACUAUCGUUGCAUUGUUAUUGUGUCACAACUAAAAUGUUUGCUAGGAAGCAAUUAUUGAUUAUAUAUAUUGUUAUAAUAGCAUUAUAUAAAUAUUCUUGUGCACUGAGUAAUAAGAAAAGAAUCAGAUAGAUAAAAAUAGAUAAAGAAAAGAUAGAGAGCAGAGAUACAUUCUUUAUUACUUUUCAGUUUUUAAUCCUUUAGCUAGAAGAGCGUAUGACCUGAAAUAUUAAUCACUCAUUUACGAAGAGUAUGUUUCUAAAUUCAUGAACAGAUAAGUUUAACCCUUUUGUACUAGAGUCUUGAAAGUUUUCUGUACGGCCCUGGCGGUAUUAAAGAUACCGAAUAUCCACAUCUUAAAUUAUGAUGUCACAUAUCUCAAAAAAUAUUCAAAUAAUAAAAUUUAGUUUGAGAGAGGAAGAGAAAGAAAAAGAUAUAUCUUUUGAUUUAAUUAGAACAGAGAGAGUAUUUAAUAUUAAAGAUUAAUAAUCUAAGUACCUAAUAUUUAAACAUUAACUGCUGUUGCUGUUUAAUUAAUUUUUCUAUUAUUUUCGUGAUAAUACAUAUAUUUUUAUGACAUCAUAGUUUAGGAUAGCUGAUAUAAGUAUCAAAAAUUGUUAAGAUUGCAGAUGCGCACACGAAUUACUCCUCCGGUUAUUUCAUACGUCUUAAUCUCGGAAAUAAUGAAACAAGGAUCGAUAGGUAGGGAUAAAUGUUACGUAAUGAUAACAUUUUAUUGAUUAUCGUUGAUAAGAAUUUUACGACGAUUAGGACGGUGAUAUUUACGGUACGUAUACUUAUGCGACUUUCUUCGGUCCGCAACGAUGAAUGUAUAUAAAUAAAAUAUAAUUGUGUGAAUGUGUGUAUGUGUGUGUGUGUGUGUGUGUGUGUGUGUGUGUGUGUGUGUGUGUGUGUGUGUGUGUGUUUGUGCUUGUGUGUAUAUGUUUCAACGGUUCUCCGAAUUGAUUCGAGAAAAAUAUACUCUGUUAUGACGUGUCUCUUACACGGAUUUAACAUAAAAUGAAUUUUGAAUACAUUA